Messenger RNA from Punica granatum (pomegranate), 1635 nucleotides. The record is from RefSeq and is a predicted model, not a curated record. NCBI's taxonomy places the organism in Eukaryota, Viridiplantae, Streptophyta, Magnoliopsida, Myrtales, Lythraceae.
AUGGCGGAAUCGACCCUGCAAUCAAUUGCAAAAGUUGCCCAGAGUCUCCCACAAGCUGUAGCUGAUGAGAAACUAACUUCAAAAGGCCCUCUAAACUGGAGGAAAGUCUUCCCCAAGGUAAAUCAGAGUCUUGAAUUCUUCGAAGGUGUUGAAUACUGCAAUGUGAAACCCCCGACAGAGCUGUUGCAGAUUGGAGUUGAGCAAUGGUGCUACACUCUUGUUGGGCGGUUCUUGGGCAGAGCCCCUGAGUUUGGAAAGGUUGCUGCAGUUGUUAAUGGUCUAUGGGGAAAACAACGGAAAGUUGUGGUGAGCACCAUGGGUUCUUUGUUUAUUUUCAAGUUUCCGAAUGAGGAUAUCAUGACCUGGGUUCUGGAAACGGGCCCGUGGCAUGUCGAACGAAAAUCUCUGAUCUUGCAAAGGUGGAGCCCGAAUUUCACAGAAGAAGAAUUGAGCUUGAAGAGAAUGCCGGUUUGGGUGCAAUUGCGGAGAAUCCCACUUCAGUAUUUCCAUCCCAAAGGCAUUAGCUAUCUCGCGAGUGCCAUUGGAAAACCACUUUACAUGGAUAGAGCUACCGCCCUCAGCUCUAGACUGGAUUACGCAAAGGUUUGUGUAGAGGUAGAUGCUGAAAAGGAAAUCCCGAAUGUUCUGAAUGUGGACUUAGGUAAUGAAUACAAAGUGGAAGUCCUUGUGGAUACUCCUUGGUUGCCGGAGAAGUGCGCUCGAUGCAAGGUGUUCGGGCAUAACUACAGCAGUACACUCGAAACUGCACCACCCGAGGUGACUGAGGGAUCCAUGGCACCAGCUGAUGGCUCGGCUGCAGCAAAGGACCCGACUGUUUUUAAAACAGACAUACUGAGGGGGCCUGGAAUGGCCACCUCUUCCCGGUCUGAUGUUGUGAAGGUUGCUAGAAAUGCUGAAUUGGUCACUAUUGUUCAGCUUGCUGCCAAGAAGAAAACUGAUAAUGCUAUCAAUAAUAGUGAAGAGUUGACUUCUAAUAUUGCUAUUGGUUGUCCUGUUGAAGAGGAUGAUGCAGGUGCGGCAAGGAAUGACUUGAACAAGGGGAAAAAUAAAGUCUCUACUCAAGGAGAUUUCCCACAAGUCGAUAACAAGCCAACUGGUAUCGGGCUAGUAGGGGACCAAGACAAUGAGACCAACUCUGAUGAUGACCUGGAGGUAAUGGAAUCUCGGGUAAAAGAUUCAAGGCAACUAAGAAGCACAUCGAUGGAAGUGGCAAAACUGGUUAAGAGAGUUCAAGGUAAGAGGAAAUCGAGGGUGGGCAAGGGAGGCUGGACUGCAUUUUCUUUUAUUUAUGCUUCAAAUGAUAUGCGGGAGCAAAGGGUAUUAUGGCACGAUCUGCAGGCAUUAACUGGGGGCAUGAGGCACAGUUGGAUGUUGAUGGGUGAUUUCAAUGCAGUAAAAGAAAUAGAUGAAGUCAAGGUAGUCGGAAGGGAAAUAACCAUCGAUCAAAGCAUGCGAGACUUCACUGAUUUCAUCACGUCAUCGGAGCUCAAGGAUCAUCCCUUCACCGGCUGUUACUUCACGUGGAGCAACAAAAGACAAGAGGGGUUCCAAGCUAGGAAAAUUGAUAGAGCUAUGGUCAAUGACAAGUGGUUUCAACAGGAUCUUGCCUCAUAA